AUGUCCUUCGAUCUGGGCCUCGGCCUCGAAGAUUCUCAUGUUCUCGUCACUGGAGGAAACGGCGCUAUUGGCUCCACAACCGUCGAAGCAUUUCUCGCAGCUGGAGCCCGCGUAUCUGUUUUUGACAUUAAACUACGCUCUAAUACCCCUAGCCAAGAUAAUAAUAAUAAUAAUAAUAAUGAUACCUUCCGACAAUACCAAGUGGACAUUUCAGAUCCUCAAGCGUUGGAACAAGCUUUUGCAAAGGCAACCCAAGCAUUCGGACUAAUCCAUAUUUGCGUGGCAUUAGCCGCAAGAGAUCUAUCUUAUUGCCCACACCAUGGAUCACUGAUUGACAUGCCCUUUUCUCAGUUCCAACAAACCAUCCAAACAAAUGUCCACGGAACUUUUCUGACGGUCCAGCUAUGGAUGAAACAACUACGUGAUAUGGCUACAUCAACUUCACGGAACCUUUCGCUAAUUAUUAUAGGCUCCGAAUCGGGUCAUUUUGGUGAGCUGGGGAAUCCAGAUUACGCAGCGGGGAAAUCUGCAGUUCAAGUCGGAUUGCUUCAGUCAUUGCGUAAAGAUUUAGUUUUGGUGCAUCCUCGUGCCCGCGCCAAUGCAGUGGCUCCAGGCCCAGUCAAUACAGCUCAGUUCCAACGUGAAACCAAUGAAAAUAAAGAUCAAUACUGGUUAGAUUGUGAGGCGACAACUGCACUGAAGCGGCCGGUAUCGCUAGAAGGCGUUGCACGUGCAAUUGUGUUUCUGGCGAGUGAAACUUGGAGCGGAGAUAUUAUGGGACAAGUGGUAAAUGUGGAUAGUGGUAAAAAUGGCAAACUUUUAUGGACCCGAGAAGAAUCUGCCAAAAAAUAG
Molecule: messenger RNA, 852 nt
Organism: Magnusiomyces paraingens
Lineage: Eukaryota; Fungi; Ascomycota; Dipodascomycetes; Dipodascales; Dipodascaceae
Exons: 1
Coding region: 1-852 (283 amino acids)
Source: RefSeq, a predicted model, not a curated record